AUGUCGGCUCCAGUGAGAUCUUGCACCACGAACGACAACACUUGUUUGUAUUUGGUCCAAUAUGGCGAUUUUUCGUACAGUUCUGGAGAACUGGCGACAGAAACAGUUACACUGGAUUCCAAUGUAACUGGCAUCUCGUUCGCCUUUACCAAUGUGGUUUUUGGAUGCGGGCAUAGAAAUGCUGGCAUGUUUACGGAAGAUCAAAGUGGAAUAAUAGGGCUUGGAGGCGGCCCGUUUUCGCUCAUUACACAAAUGGGGUCUUUGAUUAACGGAAAGUUUUCGUAUUGCCUUGUGAAAAUGUUUUCAAACGUAGAAAGGUCAAGUAAAAUGUACUUUGGUAAUGCUGCCACGGUUUCCGGAGAUGGGGUUGUUUCAACCCCAUUAUUUUCCGGAAACCCUAACACCUUUUACUAUCUAAAUUUUGAAGGGAUAACCGUUGGAGGUCAACGCAUUGACUUCUACACGACAAAACCUACAUUGGUCGAGGGUAAUAUCAUCAUUGACUCGGGAACAUCGCUAACGCUGCUUCCUGAAAGCUUCUACAAUCGAGUUCAAUCCGCGGUGAGACGUUCAAUGCCGGAUAUCCUACCCGUUCAUUCCGACCCACAAAAUAACUUACGCUUGUGUUACAACCCGUUGGAAGUGAAGGAUCUUCCGGUUAUGGUGGCUCACUUCAAUGGCGCGGAUUUGGAGUUGGACCCGAUAAAUACAUUCGUUCAGCUGAGUAAGGAUUCGAUUUGCUUGGCCUUUGCUCCUGUAGAUGGGGUCGUGAUCUUUGGGAAUCUAGCACAAAUGAACUUCUUGGUAGGCUAUGACCUUUAUAAGAAGACAGUUUCGUUUAAACGCACAGAUUGUGUGAAGUUGUGA
Messenger RNA from Helianthus annuus (common sunflower), 867 nucleotides. RefSeq names its product aspartic proteinase CDR1. The record is from RefSeq and is a predicted model, not a curated record. Gene Ontology annotation, cellular component: extracellular region. Gene Ontology annotation, biological process: proteolysis. NCBI's taxonomy places the organism in Eukaryota, Viridiplantae, Streptophyta, Magnoliopsida, Asterales, Asteraceae. Gene Ontology annotation, molecular function: aspartic-type endopeptidase activity. The coding region runs from base 1 to 867 and encodes 288 amino acids. The transcript has a single exon.